AGCAAUCAAUGACUCAAUAAAUCCAUUGUAAAUAUUUCUGUUUAAAAUAUGCAUACAUAAAUAAAGUAAUAAAAAAUACACUUUCAGGGCUUAAAAUGUUAUGCUAAGCUUCAAAAAGAAAACUGCUCCAGUAACAGGCCAACCCCCUGCCGGAGUCAGGAGCGGGUUCUUAAAUAAUCAGGGACUAAUUAGUCUUAAUUCAGCGUAGGAAAUGAAUCAGAUAGUGGAGCGGCGCGACAAACAGCAAGGAGGUAACGUCAUCACGUCCGCGUCGUCAUGGCAACAACCGGACACGCUUUCUGUUCAAGGAAAACAAGUUCAGCAAAGUACGAUUGAGUUGUAACAGUUCAGGCCUACGAACUAAAGAUAAACCCUCACACCAAUAAAGAACGAAACGAUGGCAGUUAACAUGGCCCAGAAUGUUCUGGACCCCCUGGCGCUGGACGAACCCUGCGCUGAGGAAGAGGAGGAGACCGAGGACAACACACAGUCUGUGUGGGAACAUGAUCCGCUCGCACAGAUCCCCAUCAAAGUCCUGCGUGGUCACACAGACACCGUCAGCAGCUGCCAGCUAGCACUUAACGACCAGAAGCUUGUCACCUCCUCUUACGACAAGACAGCCAUCCUCUGGGAUGUGGAGUCGGGGGAACCCCUGCGUGUGUUUGAGAGGGGGCAUACUGCCCCUGUCACUCAGUGUGCCCUGAUACCUCAAAAGAACAGACUGAUCACUGCGUCCUGGGACAAGACUCUGCAGGCCUGGGAUCUGGAGACUGGACAAACACUGUGGUCUGCCCCACAGGGUGGCCUGCUGACAUCGUGCAGUGUGUCGGGUGAUGGUGAGGUAGUGGCGUCGGCCACAGACAUAGAGAACGGGCUCUACCUCACCUGUGCCGACACGGGAAAGCAGAUCACCUUUAUUAAAGGCCACCACAAGUCUACGAUCCCCCGGUGCUGCUUCGACCCCCUGGACCGGCACGUGGCCACCGUGUCCGCAGACAAGAGCAUCAAACUCUGGGACCUGAACUCACGCCAGACUACCCUCUCCAUCGCCAGCUCCCACACCAACGUCAUCUCCAACUGCUGCUUCACCAAAGAUGGCCGCUACCUGUGCACGGCCUCCUGGGAUAAGACACUGCAGCUGUGGGACGUUACCACGGGAACGUUCCGCUCCCAGGGUGGUGAAGGGCACAACAUCGGCCAUGACGGCUGUGUCAGCUCCUGCAUGUUCUCAGACGACGCUGCUCUGCUGGUGUCUGGAGCCUAUGACCGCACAGUGGCUGUGUGGGACAUGAGGGCCAUCUGUAAGCUCCUCCUGCUCAAGGGCCACAUGGACUGGGUCAUGGAUGUUGCCAUCAGUGCAGACAAGAAGUGGGUGGUGUCCUGCUCUAAGGACACAACCGUGCGUCUGUGGAAUAUUGAACACACUGAGGAGAUACCGGCCGUGAUCGAGACCCGGCGGACCCAGGCCGGGGGGUACCAGAUCAUGAAGUGUGAAGAGUGUGCGAGGUCUUUCUCCGUCUUCCGAAUGGAGUCGGACUCCACCACCAAAUGCGUUUUCUGUCGACUGAAAGCACCAACGACAUAUAUACCAGUCCCACCUCCUUGCUUUUGAAGACAGCAAGCUGUUUGUACAAGAUUUAUAGAAAGAAUGAUUUAUAAACUGCUUUGGACACGAACACAUUGCCACGUAAUCCUAGAUUGUGGCUUUGACCUUAUUAACCGCGAUUUUCGAAGUGAUGAAACAACGGCGCCGUGGCUUAGUUGGUUAAAGCGCCUGUCUAGUAAACAGGAGAUCCUGGGUUCGAAUCCCAGCGGUGCCUUUUACUACUCGUAGAUAGAAUGUUUUUCUGCACUUUGAGAAAUCCAGAUGAAAUUUGAAAUAAAAAUGUGGUAUAUCUUU
Messenger RNA from Clupea harengus (Atlantic herring), 1900 nucleotides. Its product is annotated as WD repeat-containing protein 88. Lineage: Eukaryota; Metazoa; Chordata; Actinopteri; Clupeiformes; Clupeidae. The record is from RefSeq and is a predicted model, not a curated record. Gene Ontology annotation, molecular function: protein binding.